AUAAUGUUGAUUUGUGAAUAUCUGAUUAUGAUCAGAUCUGAUUUUAUCAGAUCAAUUGAUUUUGAUCAGAUCUGAUUUUGUAAGAUCUUAAUUGAUCUGAUAAAAUCAGAUCUGAUAUGCUAUUGGAUGUUUUAGGAAAUUAGAUCAAAUAAAAUCAUCCCUUGAUUAUCAAAUCUGCUAGAAUCAAGGGAUCAGAUAGCUAGUUUGUUUGUUUGUUUCUACUAUAAAUUUGUACCCUUACAGAUGAAUAAAGUAUGCAACUUUGGUACCAAAACUUUCAUGGUAUCAGAGCAGCUUUAUUCUUGUGUUGCUCAUGACUAAAACAACAUUUACUGGGCAACGUCACCCAGCAGCAUCAACAGAAGCUGAGAAUUCUGUUAACAAAGUUCCGACCGAGACAACUAUGAACCAAGGCGGAGAUUCCUCUCAUUUGUCUUUUCAGCUUACUUCUCACAAGCUGAAUGGCAAGAAUUAUUUGGAAUGGGCGCAGUCUGUUCGUUUGGCUAUUGAUGGUCGAGGAAAACUUGGGCACCUAACUGGAGAGACAAAAAAGCCUAAACCAGGAGACCCAAAAAUGAAUGCCUGGAGAUCAGAAAACUCAAUGGUAAUUGCUUGGCUACUAAACUCCAUGGAAGCUGCCAUAGGACAAGGUCUCGGGGAGGACGAUUGGCAAUGCUAGAGAGUCCGAAGGUCUCUAUUUUCUUGAAGAUGGUGACAAAUCAGCAAAUUUUAGUUCAACUUGUUUGAAUUCUGUUCUAGUUGAUAAUAAAGUCAUGUUAUGGCACUAUAGACUUGGUCAUCCUAGUUUUCAUUAUUUGAAACUCUUGUUACCUCAGUUAUUUAUGAAUAAAAGUCCAUCUUCUUUCCAGUGUGAAUUUUGUGAAAUGGCUAAACACCGACGCUCAUCUUUUUCUUCCCAAAAAUACCAUGCCACAAAACCCUUCAAGUUAAUCCAUAGCGAUGUUUGGGGACCUUCUAGAGUAGCAACUGUAAAUGGAAAAAGGUGGUUUGUGAGUUUCAUAGAUGAUCACACUAGACUAAGUUGGGUGUACCUAUUGAAAGACAAAAGGGAAGUAAAACAUAUGUUUGAGGCUUUUUAUGUUAUGGUUGAGACACAAUUUAAUGAGAAGAUUCAAAUAUUUCGGAGUGAUAAUGGGAGAGAGUUUUUUAAUGACCAGCUAGGCAAUUUUUUCACUUCCAAGGGAAUAGUGCACCAAAGUUCUUGUCCUGAUACACCCCAGCAAAAUGGAAUAGCCGAGAGAAAAAAUAGGCAUCUUAUGGAAGUAACCAGAGCCUUAUUAUUCACAAGUGGAGUCCCUAAAUUUCUUUGGGGAGAAGCUAUUUUGACAGCCACCUAUCUUAUUAAUAGGAUGCCUUCCCGUGUUCUAGAUUUUAAAACCCCUUUCAGUAUGUUCAAGACAUACUUUCCUGCUUCUAGAUUGACUGCUGAUCUAGCUUUGAG
Lycium ferocissimum is the source of this 1462-nucleotide messenger RNA. RefSeq lists its product as uncharacterized. Lineage: Eukaryota; Viridiplantae; Streptophyta; Magnoliopsida; Solanales; Solanaceae. The record is from RefSeq and is a predicted model, not a curated record. The coding region runs from base 314 to 679 and encodes 121 amino acids. The transcript is spliced from 2 exons.